Messenger RNA from Fukomys damarensis (Damara mole-rat), 1434 nucleotides. It is a transcript of the gene Krt35, whose product is annotated as keratin 35. The record is from RefSeq and is a predicted model, not a curated record. Lineage: Eukaryota; Metazoa; Chordata; Mammalia; Rodentia; Bathyergidae. Gene Ontology annotation, molecular function: structural molecule activity. Bases 1 to 1359 code for a protein of 452 amino acids. The transcript has 7 exons.
AUGGCUUCCAAAUGCCUCAAGGCCAGCUUCUCCACGGGGUCCCUCAAGAGUCCUGGAGGGGCUGCAGGGGGCUCCACUCGCGUGGCCACCAUGUACUCCAGCAGCUCCUGCAAGCUGCCCCGUGGGCCCCGCAGCUUCUCCGUGUGCCCCGCAGGUCUGGGCAGAAGCAGCUUCGGGGCUGCCAGCUGCCUCCCCGCUCCCUGCUUCCCCGCUGGGGGCUUUGCCGCCAGCUAUGGUGUGGCCGGGGGCUGGUUUGGGGAGGGCGUCCUCACAGGCAGCGAGAAGGAGACCAUGCAGUCCCUGAACGACCGGCUGGCCAGCUACCUGGAGAAGGUGCGGCAGCUGGAGCGGGAGAACUCGGAGCUGGAGGGCCGCAUCCGUGAGUGGUGCGAGCAGCAGGUGCCCUACAUGUGCCCGGACUACCAGGCCUACUUCCGCACCAUCGAGGAGCUGCAGAAGAAGACCCUGUGCAGCAAGGCAGAGAACGCCAGGCUGGUGGUGCAGAUUGACAAUGCCAAGCUGGCUGCGGACGACUUCAGGACCAAGUACGAGACAGAGCUGUCCCUGCGGCAGCUGGUGGAGUCGGACAUCAAUGGCCUUCGCAGGAUCCUGGAUGACCUGACCCUGUGCAAGGCCGACCUGGAGGCGCAGGUGGAGUCGCUGAAGGAGGAGCUGCUGUGCCUCAAGAAGAACCACGAGGAGGAAGUGAACUCCCUGCGCUGCCAGCUUGGCAACCGGCUCAAUGUGGAGGUGGACGCAGCCCCACCUGUGGACCUGAACCGUGUUCUGGAUGAGAUGCGGUGCCAGUACGAGACCCUGGUGGAGAACAACCGCCGGGAGGCAGAGGACUGGUUCGACACCCAGACCGAGGAGCUGAACCAGCAGGUGGUGUCGAGCUCGGAGCAGCUGCAGGGCUGCCAGGCGGAGAUCAUUGAGCUGCGGCGCACGGUCAACGCCCUGGAGAUCGAGCUGCAGGCGCAGCAGAGCAUGAGAGAUGCUCUGGAGUCCACCCUGGUGGAGACUGAGGCCCGCUACGGCUCGCAGCUGGCCCAGAUGCAGGGCCUGAUUGGCAGCGUGGAGUCGCAGCUGGCGGAGAUCCGGGCUGACCUGGAGCGGCAGAACCAGGAAUACCAGGUGCUGCUGGACGUGCGGGCGCGGCUGGAGUGUGAGAUCAACACGUACCGGGGCCUGCUGGACAGCGAGGACUGCAAGCUCCCCGGCAACCCAUGUGCCCCUGACCAUGCACCCUCCAAGUCCUGCCUGCCUUGUCUGCCUCCCUCCUCCUGCAGUCCUGGCACCGCCCGCACCACCUGCAGCCCCCGCCCUGUUUGUGUGCCCUGCCCCGGCGGCCGCUUCUGAGCAUGGCUGACCUGGAAGGCCCAGGCCCCUGUGUCCAGGGUUGGACCUGGAUUCUACUCACCCCGACUCACAGCC